This is a messenger RNA of Plasmodium cynomolgi strain B, 1284 nucleotides long. Its product is annotated as WD domain G-beta repeat domain containing protein. The transcript has a single exon. Lineage: Eukaryota; Apicomplexa; Aconoidasida; Haemosporida; Plasmodiidae. Gene Ontology annotation, cellular component: small-subunit processome. The record is from RefSeq and is a predicted model, not a curated record. Gene Ontology annotation, molecular function: snoRNA binding; protein binding. The annotation marks the transcript as partial.
AUGAACCGUUCAGGUGAAAGUGGUCAAACUGGUCAAAACGAUCAAGCUGAUCAAACCGGUCAAGCUGCUCAAAACGGUCAAGCUGCUCAAACCAACCUACCUGGAGAACAUGCUUUUUUUUUCCGCGGACACAAAAAGAGCGUCACGUGCGUUACUUGCCCAGAUUUUAACCUUUCCUUCUUUGACUACUACGAGUACGAUGUGGGAACUGGCGAGUGUGAUGAGCGCAAUGCUUACGGAGGGUACAACAGCGGGAAGUUUUACAAAGAGGAUAGUCCCAGGAGCAGCCCGCAGGGAGGCGACCCCUUUGGAGACAACGCCCAACAUGCCAUGCAGCCGAAGGUGUUCCCCAACGUUUCCCUCAGCACAGCCUACACGGGGGGUAAAGACGCCUGUAUCAUCGAGUGGGACUUAGCUAGAGGAGAGAAGGUUCAUAUUUAUAAAGGAAAUCCCAGCGCCUUUCAACAUUUUGGAAGGAGCAACGGAAUAAGCCAUUUCAAGAGUGUAAUGGAUUUGUAUUGUCAUAAAUUUAAUUCCUUUUUCAUAUCUGUUGGGGCGGACAACUUAAUAAAUACAUGGGACAACAGAGUGAAAAAAACAUGCACCCAUUCUGUAGUUGGACACAAAAAUGUCAUUAGCUCAAUUGUUGGGAGUAAUGAAAAUACGGAUGAGUUAAACAUGGAAUACAAUUUCUUCACAUCCUCCUAUGAUAAAUCGAUUAAAUUAUGGGACUUGCGAUUUUUGGACAAAUGUAUUAAUACCUAUAUGGGACAUACGAACGAUAUUUUAAGCAUGACUUCUUUAACCCAAAAUAAAUUAAUUACCAGUUCGAGUGAUUAUACUCUCCGUUUUUGGAACACCAAAAAUGAUAACCAUAUUUUGUUUAACUUAAAUUACGAAAUUGUGGAGUCCUGCUGUUCCCUUAACAACAGGGUCUUCAUCGCGGGGACCUUUUCUGGCCAUAUUUACAUUUUUUCAUCUUCUUAUAAGAAGCCUAUUUGUAUUUGCAAAAAUGCACACAGCUCCUACGCAGUGACGGCCCUUGUUAGCAUCCCGUUCACGGAUAUUUUCAUUUCCGGGUCGUACGAUGGUUAUGUAAAUUUUUGGCAGUACAAAAGCGUUAGCAAAACGUCGGCUACCAUGCGGAAGGUCCUGGCCGUUCCGGUGGACGGCGCCGUAAGCAAGUUUUCCUUCUCGCCUAACUACGCGUAUCUGUUUGCCUCCGUCGGGGACGAGAUGAAGCAUGGCAAGUGGACGCGCACGCACAGCAAGAACGGGCUGGCC